Symbiodinium necroappetens is the source of this 2508-nucleotide messenger RNA. The record is from the annotation of a GenBank genome assembly. NCBI's taxonomy places the organism in Eukaryota, Dinophyceae, Suessiales, Symbiodiniaceae.
AUGGGUCACCUGGGCAGCGAGGCAAAGAGUCUCUGCCUUGCCGGGGGAGAUACCGUGCAGCAGCAUCCUUUGCUCAUUGCUCUGACACUUCUGAACCUUUCAGCAGUUCUGGGUGACAUUGACCACGACGAGCAUGGCUUGCGCUGGGGCUUGGAGGCGGCCUUGGGUCUGAUGUACAAUGUCUUCUCAAACGUCGAACUUCCCGAGAUGGUCCAGGCCUACUAUCUGGCCCUGGCCUGCCACAACGCUGCGCUGCUGGAUGUGAAGCUGGGGCGCUGGGCAGAAGCGCAGGAGCUGGCAGACGAAGGCAUCGAGUUCACAAAGGUGCUUGGCGAGAACGAUGACCACUUGAGAAGCAAGCUCAUCAGCAUAGGUGCCCAAGCCAAGCACGUGCCAGAGGGUUUCUUGUCAGAGGCGGUGAAUGCUCUAAACGGCUGGGGAGAGGAGCGGGGCGUCUGGAACCUGAGCUUCUGGGACUUCAGCAUGCCAGAGAUCCAGGAAGUCAUCAGGGUUCUGGAGAGCACUGUGACCCUGAACAAGCUCGUCAUGGAUCAGAAAGAUGAUGACAGGCGCUACGAGCUUUCGGUUGAAAACCGCAACCUGGUGCAGCUGAUGAUGGCGGUUGUGAGCUGCCACUGCUUGGAAACCGUCACCAUCUCAGGAACUGAUUAUCGACCGAGAAAGGUGUGGAGGCGUGUGAAGCGGCGUGGCUUCUUGGAGACUUCCUGGUAUGCCUCUGCCCUUAACUUUUCCGAUGUCUGGGGCGGCGGCUCUCAAAUGCCGGAGACUGGCCCCUAUCAAGGGCUCAUCGCAGACAUCAACCACUUCUCCAAGAGGUUGGUCAUAGCUCUGCUCAUCGUUGCGAACGAGACAGAUGGAAUCGACCUCUCAGACAAUGGCAUCAACGCUGUGAGCAUCAGCAUGCUGGCCGAUGCACUGAACCAUCCGGAGAGGCUGUCACGCACCCGCGCUUGCCGGUCUCUCGUGUUGCGGAACAAUGACCUGGACCCAGCAGCCGCUUCCGUUCUCGCGAGAAUUUGGGACUCGGUGCAGCAGCACGACGAGGGCAAGGAGACCCCAGACACCGAUGGCGAUGGCUUCGAGGAUGAGGACGAGGAAUAUGAUCCCGACGCUGAGAGGGAGAACGAGACUCUGGGCGUCACCUCUCUGGAUGUGUCGCAGAACACGAACAUCGGCGAUGAAGGCUUUAACGACCUUCUGCAGGGGAUGUCUCGCUAUCGCCGCUUCCAGGUCCUGAGGGCAGAGAACAUCAGCCUCACCGCCGCGGGCUGCUCCAGAAUCGAAAUCUUGGAGCAGACGAGGCUCGACACGCUCUGUCUCUCCAACAAUGCACUGGGCUGCCAGGGAGUGGCCACCGUGUGCCAGGCUCUUGCCAGGUGCUCUCGGCUACGCCUCCUGGAGCUCGACGGCUGCGGCAUCAAGCUGGAGGGCGCCAAGGCACUGCGAGAGCUGCUUAGGGAGCACAUCCGAAUCCAAGAAAUCUCUGUGGCCAACAACCAGCUUGGAGACGAUGGCGGCGUGGAAGUCUGCAUGGGCGUGGCGGAAUCCAAUUCACUGAAGUGCGUCAACCUGGCGCACAACGGUAUCUUCAGCGACUCCGCGGCUGAGACCAUUGCAGACAUGAUGAGGACAUGCCAGACCCUCGUGAAGCUCGUGCUGUCCGGCAACCACUUGGACCACGUGGGCCCAUCUCACAUAGGCAGUGCCAUCGAACACAGCCGCGUGCUGACACUGCAACUCGAGGACAUGGGUUUCACCGCUGACUCCAUGGACGACUUCCUCGACCAGGGUGCCGCCGAGACUCAGGACUUGCAGGAGUUGGUGAUCAAUGGCAACCCGAUUGGAGAUGAGGGAUUGGCCAUCAUAGCCGAAAGCCUGAGCAUCGGCUUGAUCAACCUGCGGAUGUCCAAGUGUGGGCUCACCAAAGCCUCGCAGGCAAUGCUCUUGAGCCUCGUGUCCUUGUCCCCGAACCUACAGCGUCUGGACGUGUCGUACAACGACCUGGGGCCAGAGGGAUGCUCUGACAUGGUAAAGUGGAUGGAUCAGAACGACAAGGAGUCGUUCUCACUGAACUACUUGGAGAUUUCGGGCUGCUCUUUGGGGGAUGAAGGCUUCAAGCAGCUUGUACCUGUGCUGGGCUCACUGCACUACCUAGGCCUUCGCGACAACGGCAUCACGUCCGCAGGCCUGAAGUCGGUAAUGAGUGCAAACCAGAUGGUCAAGCUACAGACACUUGAUCUCGAGGGCAACCGGAUCGGAGAGCCUGGCCUUCAUGCUCUUACUGAGCGUUUUCAGAAGGAGCACAAGCGUUCCCUCUGGAACCCCAAGCAGCUCACUUCCAUGAUCGACCUGGAGCCGGCCUUAGCUCGCUGCUCUGCGACACACUCUAAGAGUGCGCUACCGGAUACCGUGAAGCAGAUCGUGCAUUUCACUGGAGCGAAGGGGAUUCUGCGGAACGCUCCCGGAGACUUCGACCAUGCCGACUAA